AAUGAGGGGAGAGAGAGAGAGAGCGAGAGAGAGAGAGAGGGAGGGAUGAGUGUGAGUGAGAGUUUGCACCAGAGACACAGACAGUUCUAUACAAGUAGACGGACAGCAAGGGGUUCAAAAAGACAGAAAUCCAGUAGAUCAGUCCAGAGGAGAAGGUGAUGAUGAUCGUCGUCUUGUUAACCACCGACUACCAAGACCAAUGAGUGAUAUUGCUGUCAUGAAGAUGCUGCUCUCCCUGUGGAUCCUUAUGGUUCUGUUUCCAGCUGAUUCAGCUCACAAAGGCCUCUUCUGUACUAAUGACCUCGUCAGAAAUGUCAGCUGCAGUUGGACCAGCUCCUGGACGGGUUCUGACUGUUGGAUUUCUGGAGUGAAGAAAAUUAAUAAGAGGCCAAAAUAUGAGCUAAUUACUCAACACUGUAAGAUGAAACAACAUGGAAAUUCUCCUCCAGGCUGCAGUUUUGUCUUUGAAAAAACACAUUUCUCUGGUUCUGAAAUGAUGCCAAACAUCAGGAUGACAUGUAACGGAACAUUGAUGACAAACAUCACAAACUACCAGCCAAGCAAGCAUGUUAAAAUGCAUCCUCCAGGCGCUCCUCGUGUCAGCAUCACCGUCAACGACACRCAGAUAUGGUGGAGUCUGGGAGAACCCGUCUCUUACCUUUUCAGAUCAGAGUUUGAGUUCCAGGUUCAGGUCAAACAGAACAUCCAGUCAUGGGCGGAGUCCAAGAACUUUCCUACACAGAAUCAUCAGGAGCUGAGGAUACCUGUUUCGGAGCUAAGUGGUGCCUUGCAGGCCAGAGUGAGAGUCAAGCCUAUUAACAGAGAAAAUAGCCACUGGAGUGACUGGAGUCCGACAACGUCCUGGGAGGUAGCAACAUACAAAUUGGGUCCAUCGACCAAACAAACCAUACAAGACUGGUGGCUGGAUUGGACCCAUCAGCUGGUGAUGGGAAUCUUUCUUACUUUGUGUCUCAUCAUAGUUGUGGUGAUUGUCCUUUACAAGCGCUGCAAGAACCACAAAUUCAAUGGGAAACCAGUACCUAACCCCUCAAAGUAUUUAGAAAAUAUUCACAGUGGAAAUCAAAAGAGCUUGUUGUCAGAAUCUGAACUGGUCUUCGUUCCGCCAUGCGACCUCAUCUCCCCAGUGGAAAUCUGUGAGGAAGCCAUCGUCCCCUCCCUUUCUCCGUCCUCCAGCCCCAACAGCGCCCUGUUUCAUUCCCAGAACUACCCCACUUCUGACUCCAGCGGGAUUGUCUACAACUCAUCCUCACUGUCCAGCUUUUCCAACAUGGGUUACUUCAUGUCCGGCUCCUCCGGGCACUCGUCUCGAACCGAUCCCCACCUGGCAUACUUCACGUACAACGAACCUUUCCACACCCUGCCCACCGCCCCCCAUUCCCCACUGCAUGACACGUUCUCCUCUGGUUUGGACUAUGAGAGUCUGAAGAGGGAGCCAGAGAGUCCAGAUUCAGGUUUUGGCAUCAUGGAGGAACAGGAAAAAGAUUUGAAAGAGCACACUUCUCCCUUAAUCAUCUUUUCUCUUCAUUUGCCUUCUCAUACUCAUCCCCCUUCCUCCUCCCCUCCUCCUCCUCCUCCUCCUUGUCAUCCUCCUGCUGUACCUCAGAUUUUCUCUACCAGACAGGAUCUGGAUGUAUCAGAGACUGCUGCUGCUGCUGSUGGUMGUGGGAGCUCUGCUGCUCAACCUGCUGCUGCCAUGUGCAGGUCUUCCUCCAUGCCAGUAGAGCCCUUUAAAUCAGACUAUUUGACACUUAAAGAACUACAGACAACAUUCAGCAAUAAAUCCAUCUAA
This is a messenger RNA of Austrofundulus limnaeus, 1810 nucleotides long. It is a transcript of the gene il2rb, whose product is annotated as interleukin 2 receptor, beta. NCBI's taxonomy places the organism in Eukaryota, Metazoa, Chordata, Actinopteri, Cyprinodontiformes, Rivulidae. The transcript has 10 exons. Gene Ontology annotation, cellular component: external side of plasma membrane. The record is from RefSeq and is a predicted model, not a curated record. Bases 200 to 1810 code for a protein of 536 amino acids. Gene Ontology annotation, biological process: immunoglobulin mediated immune response; cytokine-mediated signaling pathway. Gene Ontology annotation, molecular function: cytokine receptor activity; protein binding.